This is a messenger RNA of Rotaria sordida, 684 nucleotides long. The record is from the annotation of a GenBank genome assembly. NCBI's taxonomy places the organism in Eukaryota, Metazoa, Rotifera, Eurotatoria, Philodinida, Philodinidae.
AUGGGCUGCGGUGCAAGUAAUAUUGAUUCUGGACUUAUUAUUAAAUUAACUAAUCGAUCGAGAGAUGCAUCAAUUUUUUUAUCUGGUGAACAGGUUGAAUGUACUGUUCAUUUUGAUAGUAAAUUGUAUGAUCCAGAUGUGGAAAUAAAAGAAGCUUAUAUUGAAUCACUUGGCCAAGUUGGAUAUACAACGUCGUCUAUUGUGACAGCGUACAAUCACACCGGUAGCGCCCAAACAAUAACAUAUACAGAUCAUAGAAUACCAUUUUUUUGUGAACACUACAAAUAUUAUUCUGAAUCUGCAUCGAAUCCGAAUCGAUCGACUGUUCAAGCAAUCAUUGUCCAACUUUGCCAAAAUCGUGAUAUGGGCACAUGCGGACAUUAUAACACGCUUAUCUUUGAUACGGACAUGUUUGAUGGAAAUGAUUUUAAAGGAGAACAUUUACAUAAUAAGUUCGAAUUGACAUUACCAACUCAUUAUCUUGCGCCAACAUCAUCCUAUAAAUUUGGUCUCAUAAGUGGUUUGACACAAUGUAAUCCAGCAUCGGUCACCUAUGAACUCAUCAUAGAUGUAAAAGUCAGUGGACUUUUCAACGAUUUUACGUUGAAAUGUCCUAUCAUCAUGGGAGUAGAAUUGAAUGAUGAAAGACCACCCUCUUAUGCCUCAGCAAUGAGCCUUCGUUAA